AUGAAGUGAGGAUGUUUAUCGGACAUGCUUGGUUUUUACUGCAGUUGCAGAGUCCACAGUUCAUUCCUGCCAUUAGCCUACUCAUGCUGGCUUUCCUGAGCAGUUACAACCUUCACACGUCCAGAGAAUCCUCUUGCAUUGCUUGCUACGCAACAUCAGAGCGCCUUUGAUCUGCUGAGACAGGUUCUUUUCAGCUGGGACUGUUUUACACAGGAGGAACAGACUGAUUGCCACAGUUUUGGCUGAGGGUGGCUGUGUGGUUGGUCUGUAUGUUCUUUAAGGAACGAGAGGUAGCUGUGUGGUCGGUUUGUACGUUCUCUAAGGAACAGAAGAAUCAGCGUGUGAAAGUGGCGUAAUCGUGGAGAACGUAGAACAUGACAUGGACAGCACUGGGAGAAGUGUAUCGGUGCUGAGGCUCAGCUUUUUAAGUGUGCUUUUUGUCUUCUUCCGUCCGCAUUCUAAAUGCGUGUCAGGUCAAACAACUCUACCUCAGAACAUUUGGACUCACAGUGAUGGCUGCAAAGAUGGGAAUGAAACACAUUGCUCUGAGUGUCAGCCAUCGGCUCCCUUUGCUUUAGCUAUUGGAACCCACAACAUAACCUUGUCCUGGAAGUCUCUUGACCAAUCAGAUGUGGUGUACAUACCACAGUGGACUGGCCCCAGCCUAUCAGGAGUCUGGACAUACAAAGAGAACACAACAGCACCACCCUUCACAGUCAACAAGCUGCAGCCCUACUCAUGGUAUAAGUUCAGGAUUUGGGUGGUGGUUUGCCAACAGCUCAUCUCCUCUCCUGAAAGCACCUUGUAUCAGACACAGCCAUAUGGAGCCCCUGCCAGCGCCCCAGUGCUUGAGAGUGUUGAGAGCGUGUCCAGUGACAGCGUGGAGCUCAGCUGGUCUCCCCCUGUCCACCCCCGAGGCCCCCUAGUGGGCUACAACAUCAACCUCACCAGCCACGAGGACACGAUCAGCAUGACCACGGGAGGAGACGUUCUCACAGCCACCAUCUUCCCUUCCACUCCAAAGACAACAUACAGUGUGUCUUUAGCUGCGGUGAACAGAGAGGGGCAGGGUCCAGCAGCACAGACCACAGUCACAACACCAGAGAGAGACGAGCAAAGAGGCUACCGCUGGAUGAUAGUAUCCAGACUGAAGUCCCUCAGGAAGAAGGAGGCUGAUGACUUCUAUUUACCUGCAGACUGUCUCUCUGACGCACUCAUCGAAUUUAAUAUCACAGGUGUGUCCAUCCACCAGAGCUCUGGGCAGCUGUAUUUCUCAGAGGGAGUGCACAUCUGGUCAAAACUUGCGGGUAACCUUAGCAACCCCUCUGGCCUGAGGCUACUGCACUCCUCCACCCAAGAGGUCACGGGGCUGUGUGUGGACUGGCUCUAUGAGAAACUCUACUACAUCUCUGGAGGGAAGGUGUUUCGCUGUGGUUUGGAGAACUGUUCAGAUCCAGUUCAUCUCCAGCUCUCCAGUCCAGGCUUUCCAACCAGGAUCAAAGCAGAUCCAUAUAAUGGGUGGCUCUUCUUACUGUUUCAUGAUGGGAUAUAUCGCGCUGUGUUGCCAAAGCUCGCAGGGGAGGCCAGUCUGAACACGGGUUUGGUCAUCCACAGUACCUCACUACAUGACUUUGUGGUCAGCGUCCAAAGCAGGAAGCUACUGUACUUCCAGAAGGAGAUCCAUUCCCUGUCCACUGCGUCACUGGACGGCUCAGUGCCCGCCAUCCUGCUGUCGGACAUCAAAGUUGUGGACACUGUGCAGAGUCUGGCGUACGAGGACAGCCAAGUCAUGCUCACCGAUGGUCUACAGCUCUGGCAGCAAGUGAGUCUUGAUGGCCUGGUUAGGUUUAACCAGUACCUGAUGGACUGUGCCUUCAGCCAGUCUACCUCAGGGGGCUUUGACAACCUCCUCUACAGCAGUCCCUCGUCGCAGCCGUACCCAGUGCCCAGGAAGCCCACGGACCUGACCGCCCUCUUCGGAUCCAGGAGGGCUAAUCUUAGGUGGAGGGAGCCACAGCUAAGAAUGGGAGCGAGCCCAUCUGCGUGGCAGAACUGGACCUACACUGUCACAGCGUCCACAAGUGGUUCUGUGGUCAGAACCUACAGUAAUAUCACCACUACACAGAUGGAGGUGACCGAUCUGCAGAGCUCCCGGCGCUACACUCUCUCGUUGAGGGCCAAGUCCCCAGGAGGCCAGUCCUCAUCGGUUCUGUUUGAGGGAACCACACUGCAGAACGAGAGUAAUAUCCCAUACAUAGUUGCUGCAAGCAACAACGGCCUUUGGAAGCAAGAACUGGAUGGAUACGACUUUACCGAAUCUCUGGCUUACAAUGUUACAGCAGUGAGAGACAUGGACUGGUACAACGACACGGUCUACUGGGUGGACGGCAGUGGACACAUCAGCUUCCUGGAGCUGAAGGAUGGCAUGACUGGUCUGAACGCCACAGCAGUGCCAGGCGCAGUGAAUGCUGAGGUUGUGGCGUUUGAUUGGCUGGGCACCCACCUCUACUGGAGCUGCAACUCCACGCAGAUCUGCCGAGGACGUCCAACCUCUCCGGAGCAGGAAGUGGUGGUGCGGAGCGGCCGUGUCGUCACGGGUCUGGUGGUGGACGCCCUGCGGGCCUUUGUGUACUGGAGCUCAGAUCGGUCUGUGGAGAGCGCCAGGCUGAAUGGACAGGGCCGCGUCACCAUACAGGGGCUGGGCCUGCUCUCUGGCCAGCAGGUGGUUGGGAUGACCCUUGACCUGACUGAAGGCUCCCUCUUCUGGCUCGUGCAGGAUGGACUCAUGUUGCACCUGCACAGAACGGAUUUGCUGAAACACAGGUUCCAUGGCCCUGUCCUAGACACCCCCAGAUGGAGUUCCUCCAUGGUGUCCGGCCCUGGGCUAGCCUUCUACAGCGGCCGUCUGCUGUGGCUGGACAGGGACCAGAGGCUCUGGCUCCAGGAGCUGAACCAGACUCAGAGCGUGCUGCUGUCUCCUGCCCACACGCUGACGGCCUUCACCCUGAUACAGAGCACGCUCAAACCCCUACCAGAUGGAUUUCUGCACCCUCCUGUUGUGAUACCUCAGGCGGUUCCGGAAGCAUCUGUCCAGCUGGUGGGGAACGCCACCGCGUUCAGCAUCACAUGGGAGCUUAGCAACCACGUUAACUACGGCUCUGUGUUCUACUGUGUGCAGUCUGCCGCUUUACAGCUGCCCCGAACAGACCAGGACAAAAGGAACAGCAUGGAAGGUUUCUGUCCCCCAUCAAAUACUCUGACGGAGCCAGUUUUGGAGGUGAGACACUUCUCUCCAAAUACACAAUUCAGUCUGGCCAUAACUCCUUACACUUACUGGGGAAAUGGAGUCACUACCUCUACAAUCCUUCGCUCCCCUGGUACAGAGUCAUCCACAGAGAUAGAUGCCGUUGUAAUCGCCUUUGGUGUGCUGACAGGUGUUCUUCUGGUUGUGAUAAUCACUGCUGUUUUCAUUUGGCACCGGCGGAGAACCGGCAAAAAGAGCACCUUGCCCGGGCCCCAGGUGGAACCUCUGUGUCCGGAUGAGGAACUGGAGGAGAUUAGGGGGCUGGUUGGCAUGGGGAAUGCCUGCUAUGCUGUCAGAACCCUGCCCAUCCACUGUGACAUUGGCCCGCUCCCUGUGUUUCCCAGAGACCAGUUAAAACUGCAAAGGCUUCUGGGUAGUGGUGCUUUUGGGGAGGUCUAUGAGGGCAUUGCAACAGGGAUCCCUUCAGUGGACUUAAAGUUAGACACAAGGGUGGCCGUCAAGACCCUGCAGCAAGGAGCCACAGAUGAGGAAAAAACAGACUUUUUGAAAGAGGCUCAUCUGAUGAGUCAGUUUUCCCACCCCAACAUCCUGCGUCUGCUGGGCGUGUGUCUGCUGAAUGAGCCGCAGUACCUCAUCCUGGAGCUCAUGGAGGGGGGCGACCUGCGCUCCUACCUCAUGGGAGCGCGCCCCGCUCCGGACCAUGGGCCACUUCUUAAUCUGGGUGAUCUGAUGGAUAUCUGCCUGGAUGUCGCUAAGGGAUGUGCCUACUUAGAGAAAAUGCACUUUGUGCACAGGGAUCUCGCUGCACGGAACUGUUUGGUCUCUGUCCAAGGCUACACAGACCCCGAACGUGUUGUUAAGAUCGGAGACUUUGGCUUGUCCCGCGACGUCUACAAGAACGACUAUUACAGGAAGAGAGGAGAGGGUCUGCUUCCUGUUCGCUGGAUGCCUCCGGAGAGCCUAACAGAUGGCAUGUUCAAUAAGUACUCAGAUGUAUGGGCAUUUGGGGUGCUCCUGUGGGAGGUUGUCUCAUUGGGCAAACAGCCCUAUCCUGCCCUGACCAACCUCGAGGUCAUGCACCACAUCAAUUCAGGUGGAAGACUUCCGGCUCCUGCAGACUGCCCCAAGAGCCUAUAUGCCUUAAUGUUGGCAUGUUGGUCAAAGACUCCCAGCGAUAGGCCAAACUUUCGCUGCCUGGAAGAACGAAUCAGUCAACUAAGACAGUUGGGGGAUCAGCUUAGAGAAGAACAAGAUGGGUCAAAAGGAAUAGUGAAUUAUGGUUUCCAGGAUGAUGAAGAGUGCAAAGGUGUGGAUAAAGAUGAGAGCCCAGGGGAUGGCCUUACCCAAGUGGUCAGCGCAGAGGGACUUAACUACCUCAUGUUCACUGCUAAUGACAGAGAAUCUGAGCCAGCGUCACUGUCUGGUGGCCAAGAGACACCUAACUAUCCUCUGCCAAGCACCAGUGGUGGUGAGGAGGCCAUGACUACACCACAAGACACAACAGAAAACAAAGAUGAGGAGGCAAUAAAGUACCUGGUGCUCAGUGCCAAAGACUUAAUGGAAAUCAGCAUCCAGACCCUUUCAGUUGAAGACAGUUCUGGGGAACGGCCAUGUCUCACAGCUGACAGCAGUGGCACAGAGAAAGCCAUCACUGAACAUUCUUCACCCAGAAAUGAAGGAGUAGACUACGGGUUCCUGAUGUUUAGUGCUACAGAAACUCAAACCACAGAUGAAAACCCAUCCAAAACCACACAUUUCAAGGCAGAUCAUGACUGACUAUGUGGCCACAGAUUACUUGUUUAAAACUGUAUUUAUUUGCUACAGUAGCCUAAAUACUGUAUCAUAUGACUUCUGGGAAAAUAUGUUUAUAUGUUUAAUUUUGUAUAUUUAAUAUGCUUUAUUUUCCUUCAGAGACCUAAAGAGCUACCUAAAGAGAUUGUAGCCCAGUGGUUCUCAACUGGUGUGCUGAGGCAAAGUGAGGUAUGUCGUGGAAUUUUAAGGAAACUAAUGCACUUUUGUACAGGCUCAUGAAAUAGGCCAGGGGUAGAAUUUUGAGGAAACGAAUGCACUUUUGUACAGGCUUAUGAAAUAGGCUAGGGGCUAUUUUUAAAUUUACAGUUUCUUUAUCAAAACGGUUUUAGGUAGUCAUAGCCAAUAGGCUACCGAUCUUUCACCGCAGCUCAUCAUCAUGUGAACAUAUGCCAAUCAUUUCCCAAGCUUUUUAGGUAGGUGACCCUAUUUUGAUGUCACAAAACAUUAGCGACUCCAAUCAUUCACAUGUUGAGAGAAAGAGUGCAACCCAUCUCUGCUGUAACAUCCAGACGAGAGCAGUUCUUCAAUUUCCCCCAAAUUUUCUUUGCAAGCCUGGUUGUUUUGCUACAUUGUUUCGAAAAUUGAUCAAGCAUAAUUCCAUCAAACAUCUCAUGCAGGCUGUCUAAGUUUAUUUUUACUUAGAUUAUAAUGAAGGAUCCAUUACUUAACUUGGAUCAUGGGGUUUUUAAUAUUUUUUUAUUUAUUGUAUGUAUAUUAUAAUGUAAUGUACUGUAGUCAAUUGUAAGAUACCCAGUAUCUCGGCGACCCCGUUUGAAUUUCAGGCCCACAUGGGGUCCCGACCAACGGUGCGUUUCCCAAAACCAUACUUGCUAACCUGUUAGCAACUUAGUUGGUCGGCAAUGGGAAAUUGCAUUGCAACCAACAAAGUUGCUAACUAAGUUAGCAACUAUGGUUUUGGGAAACACACCCCAAGUUUGGUAAAUGAUGCAUUAGCCCAUGAACACUUUGUAUGGAAAAAAUCUGGACAUAAUGAACACCCCUGUUAUAGCCCAUAAUAAUGUCUGAUGUGUGUAAUAAUGUGUGUGGCCUAUGCUGACCUUUUGGCAUUGGUUCAAAAGAAAAAAGUCACCAGGCCAAUUCAUUGCCAUUAGACAAGGUUUUUCUUUAAUUCUGUGUUUUCGACAAUUAAUCUAAUACAGCGGCCAUAAUUUUACCUUUAUUCUUAAUUUGAUUUGGGAUUUCUAUCACAAAUUUAGCUACUUUAAAACUGAACUGUGUAUGGUCCAUUGGAAGAAUGAAUUCAACCUUUUGUGCAAGGUUUGUAAAAGAUAAAAGAGCCUUGACCUAAUCUCUUUAUUAACUAAAUUUGAGCUGAGGUCCAGACGUGCUCUCUGUCUUUUUUCUUUUGCUCAACCAUUGUAAAUGUGUUUAUGUGUGA
Messenger RNA from Alosa sapidissima (American shad), 6476 nucleotides. It is a transcript of the gene ros1, whose product is annotated as c-ros oncogene 1, receptor tyrosine kinase. Lineage: Eukaryota; Metazoa; Chordata; Actinopteri; Clupeiformes; Clupeidae. Gene Ontology annotation, cellular component: signaling receptor complex; membrane. The record is from RefSeq and is a predicted model, not a curated record. The transcript has 29 exons. Gene Ontology annotation, molecular function: calcium ion binding; protein binding; ATP binding. Bases 380 to 5041 code for a protein of 1553 amino acids. Gene Ontology annotation, biological process: protein phosphorylation; cell surface receptor protein tyrosine kinase signaling pathway; regulation of TOR signaling.